GAUUUUCCUCAAUCACAUUACUUUCUUUUGUGAAACUGACUUCUAAAGAAAUGAAACAGUUAAAACUUACAAGUUUUGUUAUUUUCUUGUUCUUUUUGACUGAGUCUCUAUCCUUACCCACAAAGCCUCAAGAUGUAGAUGAUGUCAGCAUCACCCAGAAAUUUAUAUUUGAGAAAUUUGGAUAUAUCACUACCAUUACAUUUGCUCAAUAUAUUCAGGAGGCAUCCUUUGAAGAAGUAGAAACGUUGGUAAAAGCCGCGACAGAAUACAAAGAUCAAUGCUUGGCUAACGUGACACUCCCACAUUGUUCAAAAUUAGCCAAUGUUGCUUUGCUGGAUGUGAUAUGUGCUGGGGAGCAGCUACCAGAAAAGCAUAAUUUUUCACACUGCUGCAGUAAGGUUGGCUUCGAAAGAAGACUCUGUUUCUUUCGUAAUAAGAAAGCUAAUGUAGGAUUUCUGCCUCCCCUUCCUUCCCUGGACCCUGAAGAGAAAUGCCAGGCUUAUAAAAACAACAGAGAAUCUUUUCUAAGCAACUAUAUCUAUGAAGUUGCCAGAAGGAACCCUUUCGUUUUCGCCCCUACACUUCUAACCGUCGCUGCUCGUUUUGAGGAGAUGGCUGAAACAUGUUGCGGAGAACAAGACAAAGCCAACUGCUUUCGAACAAAGGCACAGCCUGUCAUACAAUAUUUAAAGGCAUCGUCUUCUUAUCAAAAAACUGUCUGUGGGACAUAUUGGAAAUUUGGACCACAAGUCUUAAAAUCUAUAAACAUUGCUAUACUUAGUCAAAAAUUUCCCAGGAUUGAAUUUAAGGAACUUACCUCUCUCUUAGAAGAUGUUGUUUCCAAUCAUGACGAAUGCUGUGAAGGGGAUACCGUGCAUUGCAUCCGUACCAGGAGCACAGUUAUGAGCCAUAUUUGUUCAAAACAAGAAUCCAUCUCCAGCAAAAUCAAAGAGUGCUGUGACAUGAAAAUACCAGCACGUGGCGAGUGCAUAAUUUCCACAAUUAAAGAUGAUAGACCAAAGGAUUUACCUCUAAGAGAAGCAAAAUUCACUGAAAAUGAAAAUGUGUGUGAAGAACGAAAUGCUGACCAAGACAGCUUCAUGGAUGAGUUUCUUUAUGAAUACUCAAGGAGACAUCCAGAACUGUCUAUACCAGAGCUACUAAGAAUUGCUAGAGUGUAUGAUGAUCUCCUGAAAGAGUGUUGCAAUGCAGAAAAUCCUCCAGCCUGUUACAGGAAUGCGGAAAACAAAUUCAAUGAAACAACUGAGAAAAGCCUUAAGAUGGUACAAAGAGAAUGUGAACAUUUCCAGAAUUUGGGGAAGGAUGACUUGAAAUACCACUACCUUAUCAAACUCACAAAGAUAGCCCCUCAGCUCUCCACUGAAGAACUGACCUUUCUUGGCGAGGAUAUGGUGACAGCUUUGAUCACCUGCUGCACACUGAGUGAAGAGUUUGCCUGCGUUGAUAAUUUGAUGGAUUUAGUUCUUGGAGAAAUGUGUGGAGUAAAUGAAAAUCGAACCAUCAACCCUGCUGUGGACAACUGUUGUAAAACCAGCGUUGCCUUCAGAAGGCCCUGCUUUGAGGGCUUGGGAGCUGAUAAAACAUAUGUACCUCCAUCUGCUGCCUCUCAAGGUUUAUUUACCUUUCACACAGACUUGUGUCAGGCUCAUAAUGAGGAGCUCCAGAGAAAGAAAGACAGAUUUCUUGUCAACUUAGUGAAGCUAAAGCCUGAACUUACUGAUGAGGAGCUGCGGUCGUCACUCACAGAUUAUACUAACAUGGUGGACAAGUGCUGCAAAGCAGAGGGGCCGGAAGCCUGCUUUAAUGAAGAGGGCCCAAAAUUGGCAGCCAAAAGCCAGGCUGCUUGAGGAACAUAAAAUAAAAACUACCAAAGAUUGUGGAGAAAAGAGAGGAAGACCAACUUCCCUGCUUUCAUCUGUCUUGUGGUGAAUUUCAUUUCCUGCGAAGAUCACAGUAAAAAGAUUCUUCUGGAGCCUUUACACAAAAUCAUGUUAUUGCAACAAGCAAUAAACAACAACAUUAUAAAGCUA
This is a messenger RNA of Hipposideros armiger (great roundleaf bat), 2051 nucleotides long. RefSeq names its product afamin (gene AFM). Gene Ontology annotation, cellular component: cytoplasm; blood microparticle. The transcript is spliced from 15 exons. The record is from RefSeq and is a predicted model, not a curated record. Gene Ontology annotation, molecular function: vitamin E binding. The coding region runs from base 51 to 1868 and encodes 605 amino acids. Gene Ontology annotation, biological process: protein transport within extracellular region; vitamin transport. NCBI's taxonomy places the organism in Eukaryota, Metazoa, Chordata, Mammalia, Chiroptera, Hipposideridae.